Colletotrichum spaethianum is the source of this 804-nucleotide messenger RNA. RefSeq lists its product as uncharacterized. The transcript has 2 exons. The record is from RefSeq and is a predicted model, not a curated record. Bases 1 to 804 code for a protein of 267 amino acids. NCBI's taxonomy places the organism in Eukaryota, Fungi, Ascomycota, Sordariomycetes, Glomerellales, Glomerellaceae.
AUGAGGUUUUCCACGCCAAUUCUCCUCCUUGCCUCGGCUCUCCUCGUCGGCAUCAAUGGUGCCCCGGCUGGGUCCGAUGUCUCGCCCAGAGACUACGGCGAGCUUGGUGCAGAGGCAGACGUACCCAAGAUCGAUGCUCCAGUCGCUGCAGCCGCUGUUGAACAGCCAGCCGCGCUAGACGCGCGCAACGGCGAAGAGAUCCAGCCCCGACAGAUCGCCAAGCUUCUCGGCAAGCUUCUUGGCAAGAACAAGAACAAGAACAAGAACAAGAACAAGGCCAAGGCCAAUGCGAACACUGCGAACAGACCGGCCAACGCAGCGACUCCGGCCAAGGCCAAGGGCAAAGCCACUCCAGCCAAGGCGAACCCAACUCCGCCAAAGGCUAGCACACCUACUGCUCCCAAGGCACCUGCUGCUCCUCCCAAGCCAGCCGCUCCCGCCACCCCGCAAACGCCCGCGACUCCUCCUAAGGCCCCUCCUGCCAAUCAGCCUGCCGCCGCUCCGAAGAAGUCGGCUCCUGCUGCUAAUGCCGGGGCCGCUGCGGCCGCCAACGGUGCCGCCAAAGGUAACCAGACUCCAACAAAGCCUGCCCCCGCCCCAGUCGGCGUUGUCGCUACAAAGCCCAAACCUGCAGCCGGCAACCCUAAUAGCCCAGCCCCUGCACCUGCAGGAGCCCUUGUGGCUGGCGCGCUCGUAGGAGGAGCCCAAGGUGGCAAGCCGGCAGCGGCACCUCCAACUGCCCCGAAGCAAGGUGCCGGAAGUGGCCUACCCCUUGCCGUUCCCGGAAAGAAGACCCUUGAAUGA